Molecule: messenger RNA, 1885 nt
Organism: Fomitopsis serialis
Lineage: Eukaryota; Fungi; Basidiomycota; Agaricomycetes; Polyporales; Fomitopsidaceae
Product: ATP synthase regulation protein NCA2-domain-containing protein
Exons: 10
Coding region: 1-1665 (554 amino acids)
Cellular component (GO): mitochondrial outer membrane
Source: RefSeq, a predicted model, not a curated record
AUGUGCAUGAUUUUCCGAACACGAUAUGUCGACUUUGUUUCGCAUCUCACCAAUGACUUAACGCAGAGAAUCCUCCCGCCGACGAACGUGCCGCCCAGCCCUCCGGGAGGUUCCAACAGUCAGUCGAAGGACGCACUACGCACUCUCUUCGUGCAAUUGAACCAACCGGCUACGACACCGGAUGCUUCCCGGCACCUCGAUGCUCUUGAGAAGGUCCCCGUCAGCGAGGCGGCUUUGUGGCGAACGAUGACGAAGAGGCUGACUCUCCCAUUACGGCUGGCGAAGUUGGGUCAGACGGUCGUGACCACUCUGCGAGAACGAAACCUGCCGAUCCAUCCGUCUCUCUUUACCCCUUCGUCACUACGCCGCCUCUUCCCCUCUCAUGGUGUCCUCCGUCCGAACACACUCACAGUAGCUCUUUUCCCGCAUCUGCGCUCACAGCCUUACAGCAUUGCACUCUCAGUCGGCCGCUUCCCUCCAGCGUCUGCGUUUGUGUCCUCUCCCGGGACAAGCGUCCGUUCCGCCUGUUCGGCAUUUAUCUCGACCUCUGUCGGUCUCGGACGCUCGGCUGCCCAGAUCGUUAAUUUGCCCUUGGACCUCACGAGAGGAGAAUGCCGACACAAGCAUCAGGAGCUGAAGGACCUCCGGGACGAACGGGCGGAUCUGCUGGGCACUCUGGUCAAUAUGCGCGACUUGAUCGCGUCUUCCCUCGAGGAUGAGUCCUUGCAGCAGAUGAUUCUCGGUGAUACACCGACUGCUGCAGAUGUCUCUGCGGGCGCUGUUCCUGCCCUCCAAAACAUCGCAGCCGCCCUGUCCGACACUACCGGUGGCCCAUCUUCCUCCUCGACGCUUCGAACUUCUACGCUAUCUGCGCGCAAUCUCGCACGACCGUCGCGCCUCACCCUUCUUUGGCCGCGACUUGUAUUUCUUCCACCUCUCGCGUUGUAUGCGGCCAAGACCGCAUACGCAUCGCGAGCGUCACUGUGCGGGAUGGGCCGGGAGGCAGUCGAAACGAUCAGAGGUUUCUGGGAGCAGUGGUUAUUGGAGCCGCUGAGAGACGUGGUCAAGACGGUACGAGCGGGAGGCGAGGAUGGUGUGAUUGUUAGCCGGGAGAGCGUCAAGGCCGAUCUCGACAAGCUGCACUAUGACGCUCCGCAGAUGGAGGCGCUUUCGCGACAGAUCCAGAUGGGCGACCUGACGCCAAAGCCUUUGAAGUCAGCGAUCGCCGGAACUCUUCUGAGGACAUUGUUCAUUCAAGUACAGAAGGCUAAGGUUGACAUUGACCAGGCACUGGCUGGGAUCGACAAACUACUCAAGUCUCAAGAAUUGACGUUUGCCUUCGUGGGCGUCGCACCUGCUCUGGCUAUUGUAGGUAUGUGGACAGGUGAAAGGGGGAGGGGCAAGUACGGUGGGAAGAAGAGGUGUGCCAGCAUCUGGCUGAAGAUGCGACGUAUCGAACGCCUCCUCAUCGCACAACCCAAAUCGCACCUCAAUCCUUCCCGUGGUGCCGCUCCGCACCCGUCCUCCAUCCCGCCGCUUACUUCGGGACUCCUACUACUUUCCGUUAGCCACCUCCGCGCUUACGCAGAGAACUAUCUGCCUGCGAACUCGAACCUCCGCGAGGGCUUCCUAGAAGAUGUCGUCGAUCUGGAGACCCGGCUCUAGGACGGGCGGAGAAGUUGCGUGUACUGGACCGGAUGUGGCGCAGCUGGGGCGAGGUGCUUGGUUGGGGAAGGGCUGGUCAAAGUGGGAGCCGCCGACCAAUUUGCUGAUGGUGACAUGGAGUAGAAAUGCAAGCCCCUUCACGCCCAUGCGCUCAUGGCCUGCAGCUGACUCCGACUUGGUUCACGACGCGCGUCAAGGUAGCAACUGCGCUCGAACAGAC